GAGAGGGCGCUUUAACCGAAGGACGCUUCCUGUUAACAAAUUAGCAAGGAUUCGUCUGCACGGAAGCAUAAUUUGGUUCUGAAAAUGUCCAUUUAGAUAUUUUUGGCUGUCUGGGGUGUAUUGGAAUAAAAAAGCUCUUAUCACAUAUGCCCAUUUGAAUUGAAAACCAAAACGAGUGUUAUUUUUUGCCCACUUCCAGAAGAUUCUCGGAAAAGACUGUAAAGUGGUCGGUGUUUGUUUUGAUUGUCGAACAAUACAUUGACUUCUCUGCUUUCACCAGAACAGAUAAUAUGGACAAGGCUGCCAGAGCUGUUAGAAGGAGUAGUGUUAAGUUGCUUUCUCUGAAUGGAGGUCAUGCUGACCUGAAUGUGCUCAUAUCUGAGGUGAAGGACAUGCGGAAUACAGCCAAGGCUUUCAUGAAUGCCCAGUCAGCUGCUUCACAAGAUCUCCUGAAAUGGACUGCACAUGAAGACAAUCGUGCUAUACAGGAUGUUGCCAACCAGCUGGCUGAACUCAAUCUAGUAUGGACAGAAGUACAACGAGAAUUUAUUGAGCACAUCAAGGAGUACAAACAUAUGUAUGAGAUGGUCCUGGAGGGAGAGAAGCAUGUUGCCCAUGCCAAAACCAACUUUGCUUCGUGUGAGCAGCGUGAGGUGAAGAUUAGGAAGGAAUUAAAGAAGGCCUUCAAGAAAGCAACAUCUGCUGAGCUACAGAGUUUGGAAGGAAGGUUAUCUCAAGCUGAAAGAGCCAAAGACUUAGCUCAGGUGGAAGUUGCUGAUAGAGUGCAUGAAAAUGAAGCAGUGAAACUGAUCCGUAUCAAAGAGGGACUGCUGAAAGUGUCUGAUGCUUAUUGUGAUUUUUCCAAAAAGUGUUCUGUGAUAUUCGAUGCACAAUCCCAAAUAGCCCACCAACUGCCUGAUGUACAUGGCCAAGAUCUGGGAGACAUCAAAUACACAGGGUCCGGGACUACCAAGUUCUACGUACAGGAAGCCAAGGAGAAGAUCCGCCAGUGUCGGCGCCAGUCACACAACUUCCAUUCACCUCAACAGCAGAAUUAUGCAGAUCCUCCACCACCUUACUCACCCAAUGACCUAAUUGAGAGUGAGCAGAGUCCAUACAGUCCUUCCCGCACAUCGGAGGAAGGGGUGUCACCACGGCGACGCUCCAACCUGUCCUGGCAGGGUCGACAGGACACCAUGGAGGAAGAAGUUGGGGUCGACAGCGACUAUGAGGCAGAUCUUACUGGAGCAAUGGGCGGGGCACAGAUUUAAGACAUUUCUGUGAGAUCAGUGGUUCAAUGAAACUCUGUUAAUCUUCAUCCAGAAAGUCCACCCUCCACAGAAACUUAACAUCUACAUAUACACAAAUGUCUUCACUCCGUAACAAUUGAGUAACCUAGUGGUUAAACUUUAAAGUAUUUGCUGAUUGCACCUUUGGGUUCGAUUCCUCACAUGGGUGCAAUGUGUGAAGCCCUUUUCUAGUGUCACGCACCUCGAUAUUGCUGGACUACUGCGAAAAGCAUCGUAAAGCACUCAUGCACUAAAACAAUGAUUCAUAAUCCAUAAAUCUGAUAAUCCAGAUUAUUCACUGGAAAGGUUAUCCAGAUUAACAGAGUUUCACUGGAUUAGAUUUGAUGCAUAAAGAUACGUAAGGAAUUUUAGUGAACAUUUUCAGCUGAUAUUUGUGAAUAAGUGAUGCGGCUGAGCAUGUAUCAAGUGUAUUCAAGAUACAGUGUAGCUUUCUUGAGAAGAUGCAAGCCCCCUUGUUGCUUACGUUUGUAAAAAAUGUGAAGUGAUAAAACUGUGACUUUCCUCUUUACAGGAGUUUUUAUGCUUGCUGUCAUACUGUCUAUUUCAGCACAAUCAAGUUACAAUCACAAGCCCUGACUAAGAAUUGGUGGUGUCCAAUGGUUAGGAACAACCUUAUGAAUGAUCUUCAUCCUGUGAAUGCCAGGAAUGGUACCUGUGUCAUUGAUUUCAUUUUUUAUUUUUACAAAUUGUUUGACAUGGAUGUGUACAUCUCAACCACCAUAUGUAGAUUUGACCAACACAGUGAUAACAAGGCUUCCUUAUACACUUUAUUGUGUGUUUUUGUGUUUGUUGCAGUGUUUACUGUGACUAAUCCUGCUUAUUGCAAACCAAUCUUCUUUAAGUAUUUAUUGACUUGCUUAUGGGGCAGUGGGGUAGCUAGUGGUUAAAGCGUUUGUUCGUCACACUGAAGGCCCGCGUUUGAUUCCCCAAACGGGUACAAUGUGUCAAGCACAUUUCAGGUGUCCCUGCUGUGAUAGUGCUGGAAUAUGCUAAAAGCAGCAAAAACCAUAUUCACUCACUCACUAACUGACUGAUAUGCUUUGAUGAUGAUUAGAAUAUAGUGCUAGAUUUGAAUGUCAACUUGUUUUGGCUGCGCUGAAACCACAUGUCUACCGUAACGAAAACAUUCAAUUCUUAAUUUCUGUUGUUUUUGUAUUGACAGUGUGUAAUAUGUGCCUAAAAUUUCUGUCAUAUUUAGAAACAUAUUUGCUGAACAUUUAUCAAGACAUUACAUAUUGCAGUAUUUACUUGUUUUUUUCUACAUUAUCAUGUCAUUUCUUCUUAUAUUCUAUUCCAUAUAAUUCAAGAUGUGAUAUAUAUUUGAAUGACCCACAGGCAUGACAUGAUAUAGAUUGGGAAAAAAAGAAUCACAUACAUAUGAUAUUUUCAUAUAGUGUGCCAUGUCUUGUAUUAUUCAUUAUCAGUUGUCAGGAGGACAUUGUCAAUCCCUAACCAGCAUGUAAAUAUUGUUACCAAUGGGUCAUCAAAUCGUUGAUGUAAAUAUCCGGAGUAUAGAUCUGAUAUUGGGAAAGAUCUUCAGGAAAUCAGCAUUGCAGUAAGAGCCAAAUCUUCUGGUAGCCAUGGUUACAUGGUUUCGAUUUUUGAUCAAACUUGUUAUUGUUGUUACUCUGAGCUGUGCUCAGCAACCUUGUAUACAAGGCUUUGAAUGUGUAAUGGUGUUGUCAGUUUCAGUGUUUUAAUAAGUAUGGUGAAUUCAACAUUAACACGUAUAUACAGUCUGUGCCAAGAGCUGUUGAGUCUUCUAGCCCUGAACAUGUAUUUUGGCGUUAUUUUCAGUAGAUUUUAGUCUUACUAUAUGGACUAGUACAAGCUGAUCUUGCUAGACAUAUGAAAUUUUACUUGACACAGGUUUCAGGCUAGUGGAUAAAAGUGCAGACUAUAUAUAUAUAUACAUAUGUGUAACAGAGUGUAACAAUGUAUUUGACCCCAGUAGUUGAGAUGUGUCAAAUGAUUAAUUGUCAUAGAACAGGUUUAUAUCUGCAGCUAUAUCAAACUGUUGAAAGGUUUUGUUUUAGCCAGUGACAGCAGCUCACAGUUGUGUUUUAGUGCAUAUGGAUAACCAGAUACUGUGUAGAUACAUAAAAACAUGUUUUAGAGGACAUAUGGUUAUGACAUGUGAUUAAUAUGGUUGAUGAUAUUUCACAAUUUACUUAAAUAAACCCUACUCACAAAUUUA
Messenger RNA from Haliotis rufescens (red abalone), 3507 nucleotides. RefSeq lists its product as uncharacterized. The coding region runs from base 291 to 1271 and encodes 326 amino acids. The transcript is spliced from 11 exons. NCBI's taxonomy places the organism in Eukaryota, Metazoa, Mollusca, Gastropoda, Lepetellida, Haliotidae. The record is from RefSeq and is a predicted model, not a curated record.